GGCAAAAGUCGACGCCCCCCUUCGGCACAAACACAGAAUGUUGGUCGUCGGGACCCACUGUGUCGAUAGCAAUUUGCCUGUCUUUGUUGCCUCUUCUUCAUCACUGCGAGUGACAAGCUGAAAGAAAUGACUUACCUAAUGUCUCAGACUCACACUGCCCACGCUUUUCAAUAUCACGCGUGUCCCCAGAACCCCCUGAUACCUACAAUCCAUUGCCCAGACCUCCUCCUCCAUUGCCAUAUCGAGUGUAUGCUGUAUAUUCGCAUCCACGAGCUCCUAACUCCCAACCCUCACCCACAAUGUCAGCGUCGUUAGCGCUCCCACCGGCCAAGGUAUCACCGCUGUCGGUGCUCAUCCAGACGCAGAUCCGAACCAAGCCGCGCCCGCCGCCGCCGGGGACGUCGCUCGCGGGCAAGACGGCCGUCGUCACGGGCAGCAGCGGCGGCCUGGGGCGGGCCGCGAGCGAGCAGCUGCUGGCGCUCGGCCUGUCGCGCCUGAUCAUGGGCGUCCGCGACAGCGCCCGGGGCGAGCGCGUGGCGGCCGCGCUGCGAGCCAAGCACCCCAAGGCCCGCAUCGACGUCUGGACCAUCGAGCAGGAGUCCUUCGCGUCAGUGCGCGCCUUUGCCGCCCGCUGCGCUGAGGAGAUCGACCGCCUCGACAUGGCCAUCCUUAACGCUGCGUUUGCCACGCCCCAGUGGACCGUCACUGCUGAUGGCCACGAAGCAAUGCUACAAGUGAACUACCUCUCCACCGCGCUCCUCGCCCUCCUCCUUCUCCCCGUCCUCUCCAAGCGCAGCAGCAACAACAACAACAACAACAACAACAACAACAACAACAACCCCGCCGCCGACGAAAACGGCCCAGGCCGACUAACCAUCGUCGGCUCCAACCUCUCACUCACCUACCCCUUCCCGCCGACCGACGCCGACCCCUUACUCAGCUACCUCUCCAACGCCUCCAUACACAACAUGCCCAAGGGCAGCUUCGGCGUAGUCGCGGCCCAGCACCGGCAGGUGACGACCAAGAUCCUCCUGCUGAUGCUCGUCCAGAAGCUCGGCGAGCAGGUCGACCCGGACCGCGUGGUCGUCAACACGGUCGACCCGGGCAUGGUGAAGGGCACCGAGGUGGGGCGGCGGCUGCCGUGGCUGGCCAAGGUGUUUGUCGGCGUGGCGUUUGGCUUGCUGGCGCGCUCGCUGGAGCAGGGCGCGUGGACGUACGUGGAUGCGGUGGCGGUGAAAGGAAAGGAGAGCCAUGGGGGGUUUUUGGUCAAUUGGGAGCUGCAUUCGUUUCAUCGGGCGAUGUAUACCCCCGAGGGGAGAGCCACGACCGAGAGGGUUUGGAGGGAGACGGUGGGGGAGUUGAAGAAGGUUGCUGAUGUGGAGGGGGCUUUGGAGGGUGUUAGGAGGAGGGGGGUUUAAGG
This is a messenger RNA of Chaetomium strumarium, 1420 nucleotides long. RefSeq lists its product as uncharacterized. Bases 300 to 1418 code for a protein of 372 amino acids. Lineage: Eukaryota; Fungi; Ascomycota; Sordariomycetes; Sordariales; Chaetomiaceae. The transcript is spliced from 2 exons. The record is from RefSeq and is a predicted model, not a curated record.